CAGGAGUGUUUUUUUCUUGGUUGCACUGCAUACACUCAGUGAACUUUAGCAAUGAAAAAGAGCCUAAUAAACAGAGGCAAAUGCCUGAGUAUGCAAUCUGGCUGCUUCUUGUGGCUCACCUCCACCCUUAUGCACUUAAUAUCAGCAGGUACUUCCUGUUUAUUUUCUCAUGGACCAUUGCUUCCAGUCACUACAGAACUCUCUGUUCCUGCAUAAACAACCCAGAAUAAAAUUGCUAUGAAUAAGUGGGGAGCUAAAACAAGGAGGUUUUCAGAGGUCAAAAAGGGAAAUGCCUAAGUCAGACUGAAACUGGGCACAAGUUGUAUUUGCCAUCUUUCUCUCUGGGUUAUAAAAACAGCUUCUCCUUCCCUGUGGAGUUUGCCCAGCUGAGUCUUAGCCCUUGAGAAGCAAAGUAAGCUUUGCACAUCUCCAGCAGACAAGCAGAAGUUUCAUUGCAUUUUCAGACAUGAAGAGAGAUGCGGCUGAGAUCCAGGACCUGUACGAGCAGCAGGGCUACCUGUCUGCUCUUCCUAUCCUCAGUCCAGAAGAACUGCAGAAGGCCCGAGAUGCCUUUGCUGAGCUGGAGAGAAAACAUGGUGAAGAUUACACUGCUUACAGCCUUCAUAAUAUCCACACGGAGUGUGACUGGGUGAUGGCCCUGGCCAAGCACCCUAAGCUUCUGGAGGUGGUCACAGCGGUUCUGGGGCCUGACAUCAUCCUGCUGGACUCCAGAUUCAUUUGUAAAUAUCCAGUGUGUAACAAGCCUGCUAAAACACAGGAAAUCCAACUGAACAAUACCUGUUCUAAAGAAAAGGACCGCACUGAGGAGACAGAUGGAUUGCCAUUUGUGGCCUGGCACCAGGAUAUGAAGUACUGGGGCUUUGAUGGAGGUCCUGUUCUGUCAGUCUGGCUCGCUCUGGAUGACUCACUUGAGGACAAUGGAGCACUGCAGGUUAUUCCAGGAAGUCACCACUCUGGUCUCCUGCCCCAUCACCAGUCAAAGCGAUCUGGCAAUAUGCUGAGUGUCAAUCAAGAGAUCCCAGAGGAGCUGGUGGAGACGGAGAAGGCCAUCUUAUGCCCUCUUCAAGCUGGUCAGAUGUCUAUCCAUGAUGGACUUCUGGUCCAUGCCAGCGAUCCCAACACAUCUAAUAGAAGGCGCUGUGGCUAUGUCAUCCGAUAUGUCCCUACAUGCACUUAUCCAAUCCAGGACCCUGAGCGUCCAAGGACUUUUCCUGCCACAGUGCUGGUCAGCGGUUUUGACAAAUACAACCAUUUCUCCAACAAAACCUCCAAACUGUGACCGGAUUAUGCUGACCUCUUUAUUUAAGACAUGGGUCCUUAACACUCUAACAGUGUUUGUGUAAAAUGAAACAGUAGUAUAUAAUCUUUUUUUAUAUAUAUAUAUAUAUAUAUAUAUAUAUAUAUA
Carassius gibelio (silver crucian carp) is the source of this 1426-nucleotide messenger RNA. Its product is annotated as L-threonyl-[L-threonyl-carrier protein] 4-chlorinase-like. The transcript is spliced from 6 exons. Bases 467 to 1300 code for a protein of 277 amino acids. NCBI's taxonomy places the organism in Eukaryota, Metazoa, Chordata, Actinopteri, Cypriniformes, Cyprinidae. The record is from RefSeq and is a predicted model, not a curated record.